Cryptomeria japonica (Japanese cedar) is the source of this 1230-nucleotide messenger RNA. Its product is annotated as receptor kinase-like protein Xa21. The transcript has a single exon. The record is from RefSeq and is a predicted model, not a curated record. Gene Ontology annotation, molecular function: protein binding. Lineage: Eukaryota; Viridiplantae; Streptophyta; Pinopsida; Cupressales; Cupressaceae. The coding region runs from base 1 to 1230 and encodes 409 amino acids.
AUGGAGUUUUGCAAAGUAGUUUUGCAAGUUUUGUUUUUGUGCAGUUUAUGCAACUUAGCAUGGGGUAAAACCUCUAAAUCAGACAUCGAAAGUCUGAUCCUGUUCAAAUAUGCUGUGGAGGAAAGUUCAAUCUUCCCAUCUACAUGUCUAAGUUCAUGGAACUUUUCAGUUGAUCCAUGUGACUAUGCAGGAACCAGCCAAUUUAUCUGUGGGAUCAGAUGUGAUGUAAAAGCAAAGGGUAGGAAGAGAAUCACAAGCCUUACAUUAGAUCAGCCAGGAUACAAGGGUUACUUGGAUCCUUCUAUUGGAAAUCUAAGAGAGCUCACAGAGCUCUACUUAGCAGGGAAUGCAUUCCAUGGAAUCAUCCCCCAGAGCAUUAGUAGAUUAACUAAGCUCAAUAAGCUUGACUUGUCAGGAAACAUGUUCUCUGGAUCUCUCCCACAUUCCUUGGGAAAGCUCAAGAGUUUGCAGGAUCUGUCCUUGUCAAAUAAUAGGCUUAGUGGGUCUUUGCCCCAUUCCUUGAAUAGCUUGGAAAAUUUGAUUACAUUAGAUGUAUCUUAUAACAUGCUGAGUGGUAUGAUUCCUCCAAUGGGUGGGCUGAGAAAUCUUGAUAGUUUUGAUUUUAGCUCUAACAGGCUCGUGGGUGCCAUUCCAUCAGACCUGCCUGUGUCUCUGUCACAGAUGCUUCUAAGAUCAAAUUUUUUGACUGGCCAGUUGCCUUCAAGCUUGAGUAGACUUCAAAAUCUGGGUGUGUUAGAUAUUAGCUGCAAUAGAUUGAGUGGUAAUUUUGAUGGGUUCUUGUUAUCCAACCCUAAAUUGCAGCAGCUGAAUUUGUCAAACAACAGCUUUACUGCAAUCAGUGUGCAAAAUUUGUCUGCGGUGGAGAGUCAACUGGUAGCUGUGGAUAUUGGGUUCAACAAAAUAAGUGGGGUUUUGCCCUCCAACAUUGUAACUCUGCAAUCUCUGGCUUCUCUGUCUCUGAGAUACAAUCGGUUUUAUGGCCCAAUCCCUGCAGAUUAUGGUGCUAAGGCGGCUGCUGAUGUGCACCCUCUGGUUAGAUUGUAUUUAGAUGGGAAUUACCUAAGUGGAGAGAUUCCACCUCAGUUUUUGAACAUCUCUAGUGAGAAUAUCAGUGGGAGCUUUGCUAACAAUUGUCUCGAGAGCUGCCCAUCUAGUGUUUUGUUGUGCCAAGGGGCUCAAAGGCCAGCUUCUGAGUGUAGAAAUGCAUAG